Messenger RNA from Suillus bovinus, 1261 nucleotides. Its product is annotated as kinase-like domain-containing protein. Gene Ontology annotation, biological process: protein phosphorylation. The record is from RefSeq and is a predicted model, not a curated record. Bases 23 to 991 code for a protein of 322 amino acids. Gene Ontology annotation, molecular function: ATP binding; protein kinase activity. The transcript has 7 exons. NCBI's taxonomy places the organism in Eukaryota, Fungi, Basidiomycota, Agaricomycetes, Boletales, Suillaceae.
AUCUGUUAUCUGUCCUUUACGUAUGCCGUUUAGUGCGGAGAACGAUCCCGUAUUUAUACUGGCCAUUCGACACUUGAACUCACUCUCUCAUCUAACACGAAUAAAGAUGCCAUCACACAACAUCGAUUUCAAGACUCCAAUCAAAGAAAUCCCAAUGGCGGAACUUAUGAAAACCAGUCAUGCUCCUGAGCACGCAGGUGGCUUUGGUGACGUCUGGAAAUGCAUCUGGUCUACCUCUUCUAGUAAUCCCCCUACCACAGUCGCAAUCAAGGUAGUGAGGGUCAAUCCACAUAUGGUGACAUCGUUGAAAAUGGCCACACGGGAUAUACGACGUGAGGCCUGCGUCUGGGCUAAAUUGAAACACGAUCAUAUCCUCUCGCUUCACGGAAUUACAACUGGUUUUGGAAUUUUACCAGCAUUCGUUUCAUCAUGGAUGACGAAAGGGUCUCUCGAUAGCUACCUGAAACAACAACCCUGGCUUUCGACAUUACAGAAGCUGGACAUGAUAGCAUCUGGUCUCAAGUAUUUGCAUGAAAAAGACAUUGUCCACAACGAUUUGACACCGAACAACAUACUCAUCGAUAGCGACGACAAACUUUGCCUCGCAGACUUCGGUCUCUCAAUGAUCCUCCCACAAUCGGGAAGCUUCAUGUUCUAUUCCUGCCACGCGGGUAAUGCGCGUUGGAUGGCCCCCGAAAUGGUUGAUGUUUGGCAGGCAAAGCCCACAAAGCCCGCAGACGUAUAUUCUCACGGUUGUAUCAUGCUUCAGCUACUUUGUGGUCAACAACCUUACUUCUGGGUGCUGAAUGCGUUUCACGUGAUGGCAGCGAUAUUGAGAGGAAGAAAGCCCUUCCGCGAGCUCACCGGCAUUGACGAAGAUCAGAAGCAGUAUUGGCUGGAAUGUCUGUCCACUGAUUUCAAUGCUCGACCUAAAGUUCAGGAAAUUGUAGCGUUCCUAGAAGCCGAGAUCAGAAAAUUUGAUGACGAGUAAUUAUAAUCAGCGCAAUUCAUACGGCUACUAUGAAUACUUUGUCCGUAUCGAUUCACGACCUCACACACCUUUCAGUCACCUUUGCACUUAUCACCGUGCUUUAAAAGUCUGCGUUCGGAGCUUAUCUUCCUGAACACGCGCGCCUGUCAAGCGUGACGAGUGAACUUCUACUACUAUUUUAUGCGAGGGCCGACUCUAAUCCGCAAACUGACUCGCACUCCAACUGACGCAUGUAGCCAUCAACUAACAGUACAGCGAGUCAACGUUCAU